This is a messenger RNA of Rotaria sp. Silwood2, 576 nucleotides long. The record is from the annotation of a GenBank genome assembly. Lineage: Eukaryota; Metazoa; Rotifera; Eurotatoria; Philodinida; Philodinidae.
AUGGCUCAAAAAUUCAUCUGGUUCAUCCGAUAUUAUCUCGAAACAAAUGUUUAUUUUGAUAAUAAAUAUAAACAAUUAUAUGUUAGACGACCAUGGGAUAGUGAAACAACAUUUAUAGAUCUUCCCAAUAAAUUAUGUCAAUUAUUAAAUAUACGAGGAUUUGAAAAAAAUAUUCGAUUUUUAUUAAAAGGAACAAUUGAAGAGAUUCAAAAGCACUUCACUACAAAUUCAAUUGAAAUACCAACUAAAAAAGACAUCGUUAUCUUAGAACGAUUGUCAAGAUCUGAUGUUCUCCAACAAUCAAAACCGUCUGCCACACCUUCACCUAAGUCAAGUGAGACUACAACAUCUCCACCUGAGUCAAACAAAUCUACCUCUUCUAUUAAAAACAAAGAAACCCGUAGUAAUAAACAUGAAUAUACUACAGAACCGACGGAAACAUUUAUUGAUAAUUCAACAAAUCGAAAAUAUACAACUGAUACUGUACUUGCCUUACAACAACUUAAUCAAGGUUUUCCACAAUAUUAUCCAUUUUCUUGUUCUGGUAAUUAUGUGUUAAUAGAAAUUAUUGCUUAG